AAUGAAAAUGAAGCAGUGGAUAAAGCAAACAAGCGAGAAUCCUUGCUCUCGUUUCUGGACUACUUGAAGUUAAGUGUUGCGACUUUCGUGUGAACACCGACACUGGGUAGACUACUAGGGACUACAACCCAAGUACCCAACUUCGUUUCAAUCUCUAAAAAUGGCAUCUUCGGUUCAGCAGUUUGCAGGCCUGAGAUGUCCAUCUCUCUCCUCCUCUCACCUCUCCAAGCCCUUCUCUCCAAAGCCCCAAAAGACUGCCUUUUCCCCCAUAGUCUCUGCUGUGGCCAUUUCAAAUGCCCAGACUAGAGAGAGACAGAAGCUCAAGGAAAUGUUCGAAGAAGCAUAUGAACGAUGCCGUACCGCUCCGAUGCAAGGUGUAUCAUUUACAUUCGAAGAUUUCGAUGCCGCACUCGAAAAGUACGAUUUCAAUUCCGAAAUUGGCACCAAGGUAAAAGGUACAGUAUUCUGUACAGAAGCUAAUGGAGCACUAGUUGACAUUACUGCAAAAUCUUCAGCUUACCUACCUGUGCAAGAGGCAUGUAUUCUCAAGAUUAAACACGUAGAAGAAGCUGGCAUCAUUCCUGGCUUACGAGAAGAGUUUGUAAUUAUUGGUGAGAAUGAAGCUGAUGAUAGCUUGAUCUUGAGUUUACGUUCAAUCCAGUAUGACCUUGCAUGGGAGCGAUGUAGACAGCUUCAGUCUGAGGAUGUGGUCAUCAAGGGUAAGAUUGUUGGUGGAAAUAAAGGUGGAGUGGUAGCAGUUGUAGAGGGCAUUAGGGGAUUUGUUCCAUUCUCACAGAUAUCAUCAAAAUCAGCAGCGGAAGAACUCCUGGGUAAGGAGCUUCCGCUGAAAUUUGUGGAGGUUGAUGAGGAGCAGUCCAGACUUGUCCUCAGUAACCGCAAGGCCAUGGCUGACAGCCAGGCACAGCUUGGGAUUGGAUCAGUUGUUACUGGAACUGUGCAAAGUCUGAAGCCGUAUGGUGCCUUCAUUGACAUUGGUGGGAUUAAUGGCCUUCUCCAUAUCAGUCAAAUUAGUCAUGAUCGUGUUUCUGAUAUCUCGACUGUCCUUCAACCUGGUGACACCCUCAAGGUUAUGAUACUGAGCCAUGAUCGUGAGAGGGGCCGGGUGAGUCUGUCUACCAAAAAGCUUGAACCCACGCCUGGAGACAUGAUUCGCAAUCCAGAGCUUGUAUUUGAGAAGGCAGAGGAUAUGGCUAGAACAUUCAGACAGCGAAUAGCCCAAGCAGAAGCCAUGGCCCGUGCUGACAUGUUGAGGUUCCAGCCUGAGAGUGGAUUGACCCUCGGCUCUGAUGGAAUCCUUGGCCCGCUUACACCAGAUUUGCCAGUUGAAGGUCUAGAUUUGAGUGAAGUUCCACUAGCUGUAGAAUCCUAACUGAAAAGUACACAGAAGCUUGGAAGGAUGUAGCUUAAAAUUUUCACCAAAUAUGAUUAUUUAUCCUGUACUAUGUUGCAUAAAAUGAACAAAUGAGUUUCUAUGGAAAUUAACACUCUCAUGCUCUCCUCUUUGUCCACUGGAUUGUCCAGACAAUAGGAGCUGGGAAGGAAGAAAUGUCAUUUGCAGUUUGAAACUUCUCAAGAUGAGUUUUGUAACAGUGCCAGCCAAAAGGGUUUUGCUUCUGCUCUUACCUCUUGAAAAAUCAGAGGCUUUGGUGGAAGUUUGCACAGUCGGUUUGACAUCAAGAUCUCCUUGUAAAAUAAAAUCAUCAGACUUGAACUUAAUGGUAGUAAUGGUUUAAUCUUUUGUUGCUCAA
This is a messenger RNA of Telopea speciosissima, 1769 nucleotides long. RefSeq names its product 30S ribosomal protein S1, chloroplastic. Gene Ontology annotation, molecular function: mRNA binding; structural constituent of ribosome. Gene Ontology annotation, biological process: translation. Gene Ontology annotation, cellular component: chloroplast stroma. The transcript has 7 exons. Bases 161 to 1390 code for a protein of 409 amino acids. Lineage: Eukaryota; Viridiplantae; Streptophyta; Magnoliopsida; Proteales; Proteaceae. The record is from RefSeq and is a predicted model, not a curated record.